Messenger RNA from Alnus glutinosa, 3681 nucleotides. RefSeq lists its product as uncharacterized. Gene Ontology annotation, molecular function: nucleic acid binding. The coding region runs from base 1 to 3681 and encodes 1226 amino acids. The transcript has 4 exons. The record is from RefSeq and is a predicted model, not a curated record. Gene Ontology annotation, biological process: DNA integration. Lineage: Eukaryota; Viridiplantae; Streptophyta; Magnoliopsida; Fagales; Betulaceae.
AUGGCCGAAAAGGAUUUGAAAGCGCUCGAAGAACGGAUAACCAAACAGAUGGAAGAGAUGUUUGGCGCACUCUCCUUGCAGUUUCAGCAAUUCCGUGCAGAUGACCAAGCUAAUCACGCAAGCUCGUCAAAAAAUCAGUCAGGCAAAAGUGGCUGGCCUGAUUCAGGGAACCCCUUCCCUAAGGUUGCCAAGUUAAAUUUUCCAAAGUUCGAUGGUUCUGAAGACCCAACCAGUUGGGUGUGCCGGGCUGAACAAUUCUUUGAGUUCCAGGGUACUGCCGAGGAGGACAAGGUGGCGUUGGCAGCCUACCAUUUGGAAGGUGAGGCACAGCUGUGGUACCAGCUUUUUAAGGAGAGUGAGGAGCACGUUUCGUGGGAAGCUAUGAAGGACGGAUUGCAUGUGCGAUACGGCGCCACACAAUUUGAUGAUUUUUUUGGUGAUCUCACCAAGCUGCGCCAGACAGGAACGGUGCGAGAAUACCAGAGACAGUACGAGCGGUUGCUGAGCAGGGCUGACCAUCUCUCGGUAACACAGCAGGUUAGCGGGUUCAUAAGUGGGCUAAAGGAGAGCAUAAGGCCAGAAGUUCAAGCUUCUCGACCCCCCACUCUCAUGGCUGCAGUGGGACUGGCAAGGUUGUAUGAGGCCAGGUUGUUGGCACAACGACGACCCACUAAUUUCUACGACACCCGGAGGACCAUGGGCCAGGCGAAUACACCGCCCUUACCAUCCGCAAGCCUUAUGCGGAACCGAUCUGCGGUGAUCAAGAAGUUGAGUCCGGCAGAAUUGAAGGAACGGAGGGACAAAGGUCUCUGUUUUAAUUGCGAUGACAAGUUCUCCCUGGGGCACAGGUGUAAGAAGCUAUUCCUGAUCAAAGGCAUUUAUGAGGAAGACAAUGAACACCCGAGUGAAGAAGAGGCACGAGAAACUUGGGAGGAUGACGAGCUUGAGAUUCCGGAAAUAUCCCUCCAUGCAAUUUCAGGUGUGCAAACCCCGCAGAUGAUGCGUAUCGUUGGAACCACCCGGAAGGCUCGGGUAAUUCUGCUGGCGGACACAGGAAGCACGCACAAUUUUUUGAACACUAAAUUGGCAGAGCAAUUAGGCUUGGAACCAGACAAACAGACGACCUUCGAAGUUUUGGUGGCUAACGGGGAAAGACUUUCCAGCAAGGGGAAGUGUUAUGCGGUACCGGUUUGGCUGGGAGGUACCUUAUUUACGCUGAAAUUUUUUCUUAUUGAUUUGAGGGGAUACGACUCAGUCCUAGGGGCGCAAUGGUUGAAGAUGCUAGGACCCAUCUUGUGGGAUUUCUCUUCACUUUGCAUGAGUUUCCGGUGGCAAGGGAAGAAAGUCACGCUGGUUGGCUUAGAGGCACCCCGGAACAGAAUACUGGAAGGUCCAGAGAUGCAGAAGGAACUGAGACGUAACGGUGAGGGUGUUCUCCUUCAGUUUUUUGCAGUGCAGUUGGGGGUUGAGCAGUGUUGCCCAGGUGUAGACAAUCUGGACCUUCAGCGUCUCCUAGAAAAGUUCCAAGAUAUUUUUGCUGAGCCGCAGGGUCUGCCUCCUAUGCGAUCUCAUGACCACAAGAUUCUCCUGAUUCAAGGCUCUUCCCCAGUAAACGUGAGGCCCUACAGUGGGCUCGUCCGAGCCAGUACCAGUCCGUACUCCUCUCCAGUCUUAUUGGUCAAGAAGCAUGACUAUUCGUGGAGGUUAUGUGUGGAUUAUCGCACCCUCAAUCGGACCACUAUCAAGGAUAAAUAUCCGAUUCCGGUAAUUGAUGAAUUGUUGGAUGAACUGCAUGGCGCGCAAUACUUUUCAAAGCUGGACCUCCGUUCCGGGUACCAUCAAAUCCGGAUGCAAGAGCAGGAUGUAGAAAAGACAGCCUUCCAGACGCAUCACGGGCACUUCGAAUUUUUGGUUAUGCCCUUCGGCCUCACCAAUGCUCCGUCCACUUUUCAGUCCUUGAUGAACGACAUCUUUCAAGGUUAUUUACGCAAAAUGGACAAGUGUAGUUUUGGCCAACAGCUGGUGAACUACCUAGGCCAUUUUAUUGAGCAGAAUGGAGUCGCCGUGGAUCCUGCCAAAAUCCAAGCUAUGCUGGCUUGGCCGAGACCCUCCAACAUCAAGGCUCUUCGGGGCUUCCUUGGACUUACCGGCUACUACCGGAAGUUCAUCCAGCAUUAUGGUGCUAUUGCCCGACCUCUCACUCAACUCUUAAAAAAGGAUGCUUUCGGGUGGAAUGAGGAAGCCAGCGACUCAUUUGAUCGUCUUAAGGAAGCUAUGACAAAGGCACCGGUGUUGGCCUUGCUCGAUUUUUCUAAAACAUUUGUUAUCGAGUGCGAUGCUUCCGGCUGCGGCAUAGGGGCUGUUUUGAUGCAGGAUCGCCGCCUCAUUGCUUACUUCAGCCAAGCCCUUCAUGGUCGUAAUAUCAACCUCUCAACCUAUGAAAAGGAGAUGCUUGCACUUGUCACUCCCAUUCAAAGAUGGCGUCCCUAUCUCUUGGGCCAACGAUUUGUGGUGCGGACUGGCCACCGUAGCCUCAAGUACUUGUGGGACCAAACUAUCGCCACCGAGGCCCAACAAAAGUGGCUCAUCAAACUCAUGGGGUAUGAUUUCACGAUUGAAUACAAAAAGGGACACGAUAACCGCGUUGCUAAUGCUCUCUCUCGCCAAUUGGAAGGGACUCUCAUUGCUCUCUCUGUACCUAUCCUUCACUGGAUCGAACCUAUCCAGCAUGAAGUUCAACAUAAUCCGAAUCUCCAGGCCUUGGCAGCGCGUAUUCAUCAGAAUGAAGCUGUGGGACCUUGGCACUUGCAGGCCGGGCUUAUCUACUUCAAGGACCGGGUCUACCUCAAGGCUGAAUCCCCAACUACAGCGGCCAUCAUUGCAGAAUUCCACAACAGCACGCAUGAAAGGUAUCACAAAGGUCUACAGCGUAUCCGGUCUGUUUUUUACUGGCCUAAAAUGAAGCAGCAACUCUGCACCUUCAUCAGAAAUUGUGAUAUUUGCCAGCGUCACAAAGCUGAAGCCACCAAACCAGCCGGGCUGCUGCAGCCCCUGCCCAUUCCCAAACAUAUUUGGUCGGCUAUCUCCAUAGAUUUCAUUGACGGUCUUCCAAAGUCCUACGGCCGCACUACUAUUUUUGUGGUUGUCGACCGUUUUUCCAAGUAUGACCAUUUCACUCCCCUCAAGCACCCGUAUAUAGCGCCACAGGUGGCUCAAACCUUCUUUGAGGUUAUUUUUCGUUUGCAUGGAAUUCCUACUUCCAUCGUAUGUGAUAGGGACCCCGUGUUCACUGGAAUUUUUUGGCGGGAGCUCUUUCGCCUUCAUGGCUUUCACUUCGCUACUAAGCGUACUCCCUUUGAGAUUGUUUAUGGUCGACAUCCUCCUCCUCUCUUACCAUACAUCCUCGGGACUACUCGUUCCGCAGCUGUAGAGGAGGCCCUGCUAAGCCGCAAUCAAGUCUUGCUAGAGGUUCGCCAACAGCUUUUGGGAGCCCAGAAUCGCAUGAAGCAGGGUACUACAGAAGUACUAGUGCAUUGGCAUAGACUUUCUCUUGCAGAGGCCACGUGGGAGCCUCUUUCCGAUUUUGAGCUUCGUUUUCCUUCCUUUGCCCUUGCGGACAAGGGCAAUUUUAAGAAUGGGGGAGUGUUACGUACCUAUGUUAGACGUGGCAAGCGUGUAUAG